UCUCUCUCUCUCUCUCUCUCUCUCUCUCUCUCUCUCUCUCUCUCUCUCUCUCGGUGCUGUUCAUCUUAAUGAAGAAGAUUCACGGCGGUUUUACUCCCAUGAGGUCUAGCCCUCUCGAUAAUUCGAGGGCCAUGUUUAGGCAUCAAAGCCUUAUGCAAGAUUUCGAAGAAUUACACGAGGAAACUCAAGCUAAGAGGAGAAGACUAAAGAAUCUGAAAGAGAGGAAGGCAAUGGUUGUAGCUGAAGUCCGAUUUCUCCGGCGACGAUACAAACACUUGACACGAGACCAGCGAGGGAGAAAGCUUCGGUUUCAGGCAGAGUCAAUGCAGGAAGCAUCUCCCGAUCCACCUCAUGUCAUGAAGAAUCGUGUUUCAAUUCCGGACUUAAACCAGUCGGAGAGGGUCCAUGAAGAAAACGAAACCAACCCGAAGGGAAGAGUUCCGGUGUUUGAUCUGAACCAGAUAUCGGGAGAAGAGGAGAAAGAGCCAGAAGCGGAGAAUGAGCAGUGGACGAAAGUGAUGGACCCGAAAGCUGGACCCGAUGAGAGAACGAGCAACAGCAGACGACGAAUGGGGCUGAAAGAAACGAGUGUGUUGCUCUGCAGAAAAGGCGGGAACAGAUUGAACAAGAGGAAGAUUUCAUGGCAAGAUCCGGUGGCCGUGAGAAUGUGAGUAAGAUCAUUUUUCUUAAUCUCUGUGAAACUUGCUUUCCAGCUUUCUUAGGCAAUUCUUCUUGUAAAACGGUCCAUGGAUACAUAAGAAUCCAAACAACCAAUAACCAAUACCCAAAAAAUAGAGGAAUGAUUCCCUCAAAAAGACAAGACAUGACAAUGCUAAAGCAGUGGUUGAAAGUUAUAUUUGUUUAUUAAAGGGGGAACAACAAUUUUAACUGAACAGUGACUCAGACCAGACCGUAAAAUCAAAACUGGCAGAUGUAAAAGCCGAACUCAACACC
Messenger RNA from Tarenaya hassleriana, 954 nucleotides. RefSeq lists its product as uncharacterized. The transcript has 4 exons. NCBI's taxonomy places the organism in Eukaryota, Viridiplantae, Streptophyta, Magnoliopsida, Brassicales, Cleomaceae. The coding region runs from base 69 to 671 and encodes 200 amino acids. The record is from RefSeq and is a predicted model, not a curated record.